Molecule: messenger RNA, 1147 nt
Organism: Neocloeon triangulifer
Lineage: Eukaryota; Metazoa; Arthropoda; Insecta; Ephemeroptera; Baetidae
Gene: Vha36-1
Product: V-type proton ATPase subunit D 1
Exons: 6
Coding region: 107-847 (246 amino acids)
Cellular component (GO): proton-transporting V-type ATPase complex
Molecular function (GO): proton-transporting ATPase activity, rotational mechanism
Source: RefSeq, a predicted model, not a curated record
UGACGCCAGCGCCACGUGACGGCGACGACGAGGUCAGCUGAUAAAUCAAUUCUCGCCCAAAUUCGGAGUCUUCCCAACAUCUUGCAGCCCAAACACUCCGGUUAAAAUGUCUGGAAAAGAGAGAUUGCCCAUUUUCCCGUCGAGAGGAGCCCAGAUGCUGAUGAAGGCCAGGCUAAAAGGCGCACAGAAGGGACACAGCUUGCUUAAGAAGAAGGCAGACGCUCUGCAGAUGAGAUUCCGAAUGAUUUUGAGCAAAAUUAUUGAGACCAAAACUCUAAUGGGCGAGGUGAUGAAAGAGGCAGCCUUUUCCUUGGCCGAGGCGAAAUUCACCACCGGCGACUUCAACCAGAACAUUUUGCAGAACGUCGACAAGGCAAAGUUCAAGAUUCGCACAAAGAAGGACAACGUCGCCGGUGUGACGUUGCCCGUUUUUGAGAGUUAUCAGGACGGAGCCGACUCGUACGAGUUCACUGGCCUGGCCAGAGGUGGACAGCAGUUUGCUAAGCUGAAGAAGAACUACCACAAAGCUGUGGUCCUGCUGGUCGAAUUGGCCUCCCUGCAAACAUCGUUUGUCACCUUGGAUGAGGUCAUUAAAAUCACAAACCGCCGCGUCAACGCCAUCGAGCAUGUGAUCAUUCCGAGGAUUGAAAAGACUUUGGCCUACAUCGUGUCUGAGCUGGAUGAGCUUGAGCGUGAGGAGUUCUACAGGCUGAAGAAGAUCCAGGACAAGAAGCGCAUUGCCCGCAAGAAGGUUGAAGCUGCGAAAGCGGCGCUGCUGGAAUCGGGAGUUGUCAUAGAACAGGCGGGCAACAUGCUGGAUGACGAAGACAAGGACUUGCUGUUCUAAUCAUGUCUGAGGUAUUAUGUUGAUCAAUUUAAAGUGCAUUCCGGGUUGUGUACAGCCGUCAAAAUUCAUUUUAAGAUAUUCGUUGAAUGUGGGCUAGAUAGUAUAAAAAAUAUCAACUCGAACAAAUUUGUUGACUCGAUUUUCAUGCUAAAAUCAUGAAUGUGAAAAUUAUGUAAAUAAUAGUAGCACACAAAAUGUAUCAUAAUGUAAUUUUCGUUGUUACCUUUGUCAAAGGCAAGUUUGCCACUAGUUCAUGAAAAAUAUUGAAGAAGAAUAAAAUAAUCAAUAAUGUGUUAUGAA